CUACCUAUAUAUGCCAUGAAGCUAAUGAGACCAGUGACUAUGGGAGCAGAUCUUGAGACUCCAUAUUCACAAUGGACCGGCACGAAGAGUUGUUAUCCUGGGCCGUAGGACAGGACGUGAAGCUGAACGGGAUUCAACCAAUUCUGAUUCCUGGACGAGGCACGGGCAUCGUCGCCACGCGCGAAAUCAAGGAAGGAGAGGUAAUCCUAGUGGUACCCGCCAGCGUUUUUCGAUCACUCGACCAGGUGCCAAAGGCUAUCUCCAAGAGGCUACCUCGACAGACGUCCAUUCAUGCUCUUCUAGCCACGUUCCUUAUCCUAGACAAGACCAAACGAUUCAGUAGUUAUCACGCCUUUUUCCCAAUCCUUCCCUCCUUUGCGAGCAGCAUCCCUUUACUAUGGCCACCGGAGCUGCAUACUUUCCUCCCGACGCCGGCCAAGGAUAUUUUAGAGAAGCAACAACGUGAACUGGAACGGGAUUGGACCACAAUCUCGAAAGCUUUCCCAGAUAUGAACUACGACCAGUACUUGCAUUCAUGGCUGCUCGUCGGCACGAGGUCGUUUUACUUCGAGACAUCCACGAUGAACCGUUUUCCGCAUAACGACAGAUUGGCGUUGCCAAUUGCUGAUUUGUUCAACCACGCAGACGUCGGUUGUGAUGCCUCUUUCUCUCAACAAGGUUACAAAUUUAUAGCAGAUCGCGUGUAUCAUGCUGGAGAGGAGAUUUAUACCUCCUAUGGUGACCACUCCAAUGACUUCCUCCUCACCGAAUAUGGAUUCGUACUUCCAGAAAAUCGAUGGGACGCAGUGUCCCUUGAUGAUAUCCUUCUUCCAAGAUUCACAGAACAGCAGAAGAAUGACCUCAGGGAUAAAGGGUUCUUGGGCAAAUACUUCUUGUACCAAGAAACCGGAUGCUGUUUUCGAACACAAGUAGCAUUGCGGAUGCUGUGCUGCACGUAUGAAGACUGGCAACAAUUCGCAGAUGCCGAGAGUGAGGGGGAAGCCUCUCAGGGCCAAGUCAACGUCUUAUUGCUACAAAUCUUGAAUACAUACGUAGAAGCCAUUCAGCAAACCUUGAAGGACAUGGAGGGCACUGACAUUGGUGAAACAAAUCAACGAGAACUUCUUGCAGGAAGAUGGAAGCAGAUAGAAAUCAUGGUAGCACAGGCGAUAAAACACCUCCAUAGCUAA
Aaosphaeria arxii CBS 175.79 is the source of this 1190-nucleotide messenger RNA. Its product is annotated as SET domain-containing protein. Gene Ontology annotation, biological process: peptidyl-lysine trimethylation; peptidyl-lysine monomethylation. Gene Ontology annotation, molecular function: protein binding; protein-lysine N-methyltransferase activity. The coding region runs from base 72 to 1190 and encodes 372 amino acids. Lineage: Eukaryota; Fungi; Ascomycota; Dothideomycetes; Pleosporales. The transcript has 2 exons. The record is from RefSeq and is a predicted model, not a curated record.